Molecule: messenger RNA, 613 nt
Organism: Symbiodinium necroappetens
Lineage: Eukaryota; Dinophyceae; Suessiales; Symbiodiniaceae
Source: the annotation of a GenBank genome assembly
AUGGUCUACGAGCGGGGGACGAAUCAGAGUAGUCCACACAAGGCGACAGUCGGGCAGGUGGCACCCGCGCUACAGCCGAUCCAUACGCGCCGGAGCACUUUGUUCUUCCUGCCCCCCACUGUUUUCACGGGUAAGUGCUCGAGCGAUGACGGGGGGAAUGUAGCCUUGGACAUCGUGUCCGGCCAGGGAACGUAUGAUGGCUUUGCUUUCUUCGAGCUGGACCUGACGACAGGGUAUGUGCGGCUCGCCCCAUCGGAGGAGCUUGCAAGCGUGAUGCCGGUUGAUACGCACGCCCGAGCCACGCUGAGCAUCUCUUGCAAAAUCUUUGGGCUCUACCAGUACCUGCCCUUUGGUGUUGGCUCCUCUAUCGAAGCAGAACUCUUUCUCAACGCCCAAGACGACACCUGCUUCGUCCCUGUUGCGACCCCGCCCCAUUUCCACGAGGUUUCUGAGACCUCUUCCUCGGCUGCCGAGUGCCGCCAAGCCUGCCGCAGCGACAUCGCUUGCACGUACUACUCCCAUCAGAGCACGAGUUGUUUUCGCUACACGGGCCUUUGCGACUCAAGCUCGAGCCCGAGCUGCAGCCCGGCCGCUCGGCUGCUACUUUUCGCGA